Molecule: messenger RNA, 3132 nt
Organism: Prorocentrum cordatum
Lineage: Eukaryota; Dinophyceae; Prorocentrales; Prorocentraceae
Source: the annotation of a GenBank genome assembly
AUGGCUAAUAAAACGUGUCCCGUGCGGUGGCUCGCGAUCUUCGUGGAGCUCGAAGGCGCCUGGCUGCUGACCGUGGCCGCAUCCGAGCAGCAGGUGAGCACCAUGCGGACAGCCCUGGGCAGAGUGCUGACGCCGCUCCCGGCCAAGCAGCGGCGCGCCGUGGAAGAAAGCCUCCGCCCGCUGGAUGAGCUCGAUCGUGACAGGGUCGCUGCGUGGGACACAGUGGUUGACCUGCGGCCGGAAGUGCGCGCUAGCGCGCGCGGCAAAGCGCAUUCGCCCGAAGCCCGUCCGCCUGUCACCCUGAACACCCUGAACGAAUUCAUGGAACAGUUCAUCAACGCGCGUCAAACCCUCGAGCCACGCGGUUCCGCCGCCGCCGAAAUGGGCAGCGAUGCUGUCUUCACGCGACGCGGCCAUUCGCACACCCAUCUGGCGUGCUGGACGCUUCGGGCGCAAACACUGGCAAUGGUCGUUGUGAUCUCGGUGGGAGAACCGCCGGAGCUGACUUACAUCCGCUGCCACCGGGAGGGUCGGCGACACCUGCUGCUGACGCGCCGACUGCGACAGGAAAGUUCACCAGCAUCGCCCGCCACGCUGGCGCAGGUGGCCGAGCUGGCCCCGCGGAUGGCGGUGGAAGGCUCACUGCCCAAGCCCGACGCCAAAAGGAAAUGUUAUUUUUUGCAGCGGUGUGGUGACGCGCUGCAGGCCGUGAGCCCGCAGGCGGAGACGGUAGUAGCGAAGCUGACCGUCCACGAGCGACACUGCGUGAAGAUGAUGAUGGCGCGCUUGUUGGGCGAGGGCCAUGAGCAGCCCGAGGGGUGCUUGAACGAAGCUUGUUCCGGCAAGCCAGCAGUUUGGAUCACGCGCGACUUGACGAUCCCUGGUGAAGUGCCGAUGGCCAUGGCCCGGAGGAUCCGCCCAAGGAUGGUGCCCCGACGCGUCUCGGUGACCUUUCGCAAAGCUCUGUCGGGCGAGCCGGUGACGCACAAGACGAAAAUAAAACCGACGGGCAAAAUCGGAGAUGUGUCGAUGGAGCUUUGCGUAGCAACUGGGCGCGCGUAUCCCGACACGGCGCUGCUGUUCCAGGGGCAGCGUUUGCUGAACAGCGUCACCUUGGCUCGCUGUGGAAUCCAAGGCGGCGCCGUCGAGCUCGCUGCGGUCGCUGUGCAAUCGGAACCUACAGCACAGCUGCAGGACCUCAGUUUCGAAUUAUAUGUCGCUCCCCAUGGGUCCAUUAACAUGAAGGACCGUCCUCCCGAAUACUUUGAUGCCGCGCGCGACGAAUUCCGCAGCUUGUCACCAGUAGAAUGGCUGGCUCCCGCGUUCCACGGCCAUGAGAUCGUCUUCAGGGAGCCACCGAGCAAAUUCCACGAGGGAGAAACGAAGCGAUCCUUCCUUAACAAGCGCGGCUAUUUCACUGUGCACGAAAUGGUGCACCACACCAUCGCUUUCGAAAGCGUGGGGGGUGUUACCUUCGACGUAACAUCGCUCGAGAAGAACACGAACUCGAAGUGCACCUGGCGCUUUGUCAAGAGCGCACGAAGUGCACGGCACUUCGUGCCUCCAUUCAACAAGCGGCUCAGAAGCAGGAGUGAGACCGUCGCAGGGGACGACGCAGCCGGGGCAUUUAAGAAAAACGCUUUGUGUCCAAGCUUGGCCGUUAGACCCGCCGCCACAUCGCGCGCAAAUUCCAUGGCGUUCAUUUUCCAAUUCCCCGCGGACGUUACCGUGCUCGUCAACGAGAUGGAGGGAACGCUCUGUCAGACGCUGGCCGCGCAUGGCGGCACGCCCUCUGCGCGCGCCGUGAAGGCAGGCCUGGCAUUGUUACCGCCGGAGCUGACGGAAGUCGCGGCGCGGGUCGCAGCCCAGCAUGGGUUCCUUGCAUUCACUGCUCAGGAGAAGCGCGACCGCAUGGAUGCCGAGAUGCGCGCCGAGCGGCAGAAAAAGUUUAUCGGUCGCAUCACGGACCACACGACUUCGGAGGCGGACCGCGUGAUUCGCGAGGUGCCCUACGCCGUGCAGCAAUGCAUAGCGGAGGAAUUUGACAAGCGCCUCGGGCGAGCACCUUCUGGUCCGAUGGAGGAGGCGCUUGCUGAGAGAGCGCGAGCCAACAAACGAAUCCGCGAGUUGCGGAAGCAGGUGGGAAGAGACGCCGCUCGUAUCGCGGCUUGCCUUCCCAUCGAUCCUGCGCAAGAGCAGCGGGAGAAGCGUCCCGUUCCCCGCGCGCUGACCACGAUGGGAAGGGCGCGCCGUGUCCGAGAUGAUUUGGACAUAUGGGUUCUCCCGCACUUCGCGCAGCAGGUGCUGGGCUUCGACCCCGCAGCCCUGAUGACCCAGCUCCAGUCGUAUCCGAGAAUCAGAGCUGGACAAAACAUUGCGCCGGGCGCUGCACAGUGGGUCGAAGGUGAAAAUAAAGCGCUCAAUUACCGCGGAGGCCCGGUGCGGCGCAAUAAGAUGUGGUUCCAGCGCGGCGACCCGAAGAGCAUCGGCACGAUAAGGUAUCUGCACACUGGCUGGCAGAAGAACAUCCUGUGCGCCACUGCGGACGUGAGGCUGUGCCCCGAGGUGGCUUUGGUCGCCGAUCGCUAUGAUGCUUGGGCAGAGCGCGAGGGCUACCCCAGCGCAAACCACUACAUCGUCACGGAAUAUGAAGGUGGCGAUCAUUGCAUCGGCUACCACUUCGACAAGGCGCCGUCGAUUCGCCCAGAAUCCCUCAUUACCGCGGUGAAAACCGGCGCGCACGGCCGGCCCUUCCAGCUUCGAGACCGCGUGAUCGUCAGGGGCGAGGGUGGCGAGGACGUCCAUGAUAUGGAAGAGCGGCACAAGCGCGAGCUGCGCGAACACACGGAAGCCUGCACGGCUUCCGACGAGUUCAAGCAAGCACAGAAAACAAAACUUUUGGCUCUGCAGCGGGAACAAGAGAGAGCGCAGGGCAGCAAGGCGCCGUUCUUCGAUGAGGUGCUGUCCCCUGGAACUGCCCUUGUUAUGACUCUGGAAGCAAAUCUGCGCACACAGCAUGGCGUGCCGCAGAUUGGCGACGCUGGCCACAGCGGUAGCAUCGUGUUCCGGACGAUUGAGAUCGUGCCGCCUGGCAGAAGGCAGGUCGAACGCAUGGGAGAGUCCGGGCGAUAA